AUGUCAUCAUCAUCCACAACCCAUAUGGCAUCUGAUCGCGGCGAGCAGAUUCUCUCGGCCAAAAAGAAACUCCAGAAGUAUCGCGCAAAGCAAGCUCUCAUGGCUCAGAAGCGCUCCUCGACAUCCUCCUCUCACGCUCGGUCCGAUUCUGGUGCUCGUUCCACAGAUGUUCCUCCCACGACAGCCGUAGCGGCUGCUCUCUCCAAUCAGAUUGUCUCCCAGGCGCCCACCUCUUCUGUGCCUACUGCCAGUGCAUCCACAUCACACGCUCGUACUGCAUCGCGAUCCGCUCACGGCCGUGGCCACUCUCGUGCUGGCUCCAUUUCCAUCACACCUGAUCCAUUGUUCGCGCAAGCGCAGGCAAUCGCAACUAGCCCUGCCCCAACAUCAUCCUCCGUGCCUGGACGACCCGCUUCGAUCGUCGCCCCAAAUGCUAGUCGCAUGCAUUCUCGCACACACUCCCGCAACUUCUCCCUCUCGCGUCCCGUCAGCAUUUCCAUGCUCGGCGCAAAGAAGAAAGAGCCCGUCGUGCUCGCCAUCGAGCAUCGUGCCGAGACCGACAUCCCCAAAGUUUCAAACGCACAACGUCGAUCGCAGCAGUUCCUCGACUCUUCCAUCCUUUUCGGUGGGUCCGUAUCUUCGAGUCUGCGACCGAGCUCGGCCUCUACCGACCGCUUUAGCAACCUCAGCCCCGUCUCUCCAGCGCUCUUUGAUCGACCUGCAUCCCAGAGCAUGGCUGCCCCUUCCCCCUCAGCCUCAGCAGCAAAUCUGCCUCACUCUCGCCGUCUCAGCCGACAUGCCCGCACUCCUAGCGUUGCCACCAAACGUGAGAGCAUGGAGAUCAUGGGCGGUGUUGGUGCCGCCGGCCUUGGACUCGACAUGACCAACACACCUACUUCUUUGCAGUCUAUGGGAUCAUCACGACGUCACAGCUCGCGCAUGUCGAAUCUGCCAUCGGCUAGCUUGCUCUUCGCCUCUGCUGUACCAAGCUCUGCCAAUAGCAAUAGCAACCACGAUGCCCGGGUGAGCGGCCAGCAAUGGGAUUGGAGGAAAGCCAUUGCUGAUGCUGCUGAGGAAGCCGAGGAGGGUGCACAGGGGCGUCUCUCUGCACUUGACAAACUCGAAGGUCGCACAUCACCUGCGCGUUCAACCCCGGCUGACUGCGCGCCCUCUUCUGCAGGUGCCGGCUCGCGUGCUUCUCGACGUCUCUCUGGACACACGAGGACGGAAAGCAUUCAGAUCCCCAACUUGGAAGAGAUCCACCAAAACGAGAUCAACGAGCAAAGAGCCAGCUGGAAUGCUGCUCACACUCUUGAUGCUGCCCUCAAUGGCUCUGGCCCUGUGCCCAACUCUGCUCCGGUUACUUCCAGCCGCCGUGAGAGCUGGGGCCGCAGUCUCGUUCCUCCUUCCACCUCAUCGUUUCUUUCUGCCGGCUUCUCUUCCCCUGCACUGCCCAGUGCUUACCAUUCGAGCCCAGGACGACCGGACUCGAUCAUUCUCCGCCCCGAAUCACCACAACCCGAGGGACUCGGCACCCUUAUGGAGGAGGAAGAGGAGGAAGAUGCUUCAUCGCCCACUCGCGAGCGUCAGAGCAUGGACAUGCUCGCUGAUGGCAGCCUCACAGCAGAGCAAGAGGCUACUAAGCAACGCCGCCAGAUGGAGGAUGAAAUUGUCAAGCGCAAUCGACGAGCUAGUCUGGCACCAAAGCCCCUCAAGCUAAAGUCUCGUCCGCCUAGUCUCUACUUGACGCCAUCCCAGCGUACCGGGCUUGUCAGCAGUCCUUCGAUGCCUAACUCCAACCUUUCGCCACUUAUGCCACCGUCUAUCUCGGACGAGGUCACACCGAAGGCUUCGACUGCGGCUUUGCCUGAGGCUGCCAAGGGGGAGGAGACAACAGUUGGCAUGCCUAGUCGCAGCACUACCUGUCCGGACUUGUCGACGAUUGCUGCUGCCGAAGUUGAGCAGAAACCCGCUGUUGCCGAAGUGGAGGCCCAAGGUACGCAGGAUGCCACGAGCUUCGAGGCUACAGAGGUCAACGCCGAAGAGAAGGCCAACGAAGAGCAGCGACAGCUGAUGGAGCUGCAGCAGCAGAUCCUUCGUGCUCACCGCAACUCGGUCAUCGCUCCCAUCCCCACACCUGUUUCCGCCGACUCCACUUCUGCUUCCUCAGGAUCAGCCUCUUCCCGCCAAGGCAUGCGCACUUUGCGUCUCGGCAGCCAAGCCAACCUCACCUCUAUCAUGGAGGCUGGUUCUGCCGGCAAUUCGACCACUUCCGGCAGCGUCAAUGGCUCCAUCACCACCACUCCCGCCCAGCGCCGUCGCAGUCUCAUCAUGGGACCUCUCUCUGCAGCUCCCCUUGGAGGUUCCUCUUCGCGUGACAGUGACCAUGUCAACGCUUUCGGCGGCUCGUCUGCUUCCAGCCGCGCUGCACGCCGCUCAUCGAUCAUCUACAAGCCAUCUACAGCCUCAGUUCCCGAGGCCCCAUCGUCGCCUUCCGCAUCUGACUCCAUCGCUAGCCUUGGCGGUGUUCCGCUUGCUGUGCACGACGAGCUCAAGGCUAAGGCCAACUGCGAUGCAGCGCUGCUCGAGUCCACCAAGAGGCAAGUCGAGAUGCUCGAGCGUGAGCUUGCCAACGAGACCGAGCGCAGUGCUCGAGAAAAGGCCGAACUCGAACAAUGGAACUUAGACAAGGAGGAACAUCUCUUUGAUAGAGCUCAGCGAGCAGAGACUGCAGCUCGUCAAGCCCAGGACGCGUUGGACGCCAUGCGUGCCGAGUUUGAACAGACGAAGGAGCAAUUGGAGGAUCUGCAAGCUGAACGAGAGGUGUUGAAAGAUGAUAUCGAGGGUUGGCGCUCGAGGUGUCAGGAUCUGGAGAAGACUUUGCGAACAGAGAAGUUCAAGUCGGAUGAGAACAGGAAACUUCGCGCUGCAGCAAGAUUGCGUAUCAAGCAACUUACCGAUGCUAUCGAGCAAGGAGCUGGUGCUGUGCCUACUGACGAGCUUAAAGUCCUCUCUGCGUUGGAGCAGUCCCAACUUGAUUUGACUCACAUGUUGAGGAGUCCCAACCUUGGUGCUGUCAGCCCUAGUCUAGGCGUUGCUUCCUCGCCCAGCCUUGGACACGAGGACGCUCCGCCGCAGAUUACGCAGUUGCUCGCGCAAAUGCGUCAGCAGAUCUUCAAUCUUGCAGGUAGCCUUGAGCACGAGCGCAAGCAACAUGUUCACGCCAAGGAGGAGAUCGCGCGUUUGCAGCAGCAGCAGCCGUCAACACAGCCUCCUAGCGAGGAAAAAGCUUCCGCAGCCACGGAGGAGCACAGCUUCGACUUUGCUGAUGAGAGUCGAGACGAUGGCGGAAUGUCAAACUCGGAAUCAUUCAGCAGCAGCGUUCGACGAUCCAGCGGUCUUCUCGGUAAAAACAAACGCCACGUCUUUGCCUACGAUUCGUCCAUGGGCAGCUUUGGUCAAUCUCUGAGCAGUGCUUCGCUUUCGAUGCACACCGACGAAACGGCGCACACCGACAACGAUUCGGACAUGUCUGAUUCUUUCUUCACCAAGCUGCCUUCCUCUUCGGAAAGUGAGCUGGUGGGGUUGGGAAUGGGCAGCCUUCAAACUCUGGACGAGAUCGAGGAAGUCUCUGAGGUGUCCGAGAGCGUCGAAGGUAGCAACGGUACCCUGGGUGCGAGUGUAGACAAAGGAGCUGCCAGUCCAGCCUGGAUCGAUGUCGAAGCGAGUGCAGUCAGGCCUAGCUUGGAUAUGAGCGAGUCGAGCUUCGGUGCGACGUAUCAGGAUGCUGAAAAUGCUCCCCCUACUCCCGAUCUCUUCCGAUCUAACGAGACCGCAACUCGGUUCGCCAACCCGAAUGAGUACAGCAAUCAACCCUCGUCUUGCUCCAGUUCCGGCUCAGGCGAUAGUCACGCGACUCCCGCCACUCCACCUUUGCAACACGACGAGCGUACUCCUCCAUCCCCCCGACCAGAGUUCCACCGCGAAUGGAGCUUCGAAUGGGGUAAAUCUCGUUCUCGUAAGCUGCACAGCACCUCAGAAGGCGUAGAAGACUUCUUCGGGAUCCUGAACGAAGACGUUCUCCCGCCUCUGAGCAACUCGGAAGAGCCUUUGGACUUGCCUCCCAUCAUUGUGCAGGGCAAUGGCCUUCUACCAACCGCAAAGAUCAACAAAGACGGCAAGCCCAUCAGCACCACCACUUCUGGUAUGAGGGCUGCUAGUAUCUUUGGUGGCAAACGACCACCUGUUGCACGCUCAGCAUAUCUUCGAGAGAGUUUCGAUUCCACUCACCCUAACUCACAAUCUUCUGUACUGCAAGACGCGUUCAGAGGACACGAAUCGCAGCUGUCCUCUGCGUCAAGUCUCGCUGCCAUUGGUUCGAGGGCGCUGAGCAGGAUGAGUCUGCAGGGAAUCACAGGCGCAUUCUCGGGCCUGAGCGGGUACUUGACAAGUCAGCACGGUGCCGCUUCAGUCGCAGUAGGAGCUGCUAAGAUGUGCAACACUACCUCAUCGAGCGCGUUAGAAGGUGGCUUGAAUUGGGCUACUCAACGACACACAUUUGAAGAAGAGGAUGAGGAAAAAGCCUUCGACGUCAGGAAGGCUAGGUUUGACAUCGAAGGUGGAAUGAUGGUGAACUACGGUAGCAAGCAGCAGCUCUCGUGGAGCUCCGGAUCUUCUUCGCUAAAGCAGCAGGUGGGGCAGCAGGCUGGUCUGACAAGGAGGUAUGUUAAGAAAGCUUCUGUUCAGCCACCCAAAGCUACUCCUAUUUGGUUGUUGGAUUUCACUAAGAGUACUCAGGUUGCGAAUACGCCUGUGUUCACUCUCUGA
Messenger RNA from Ustilago hordei, 4827 nucleotides. RefSeq lists its product as uncharacterized. Bases 1 to 4827 code for a protein of 1608 amino acids. NCBI's taxonomy places the organism in Eukaryota, Fungi, Basidiomycota, Ustilaginomycetes, Ustilaginales, Ustilaginaceae. The record is from RefSeq and is a predicted model, not a curated record. The transcript has a single exon.